Molecule: messenger RNA, 2685 nt
Organism: Sordaria macrospora k-hell
Lineage: Eukaryota; Fungi; Ascomycota; Sordariomycetes; Sordariales; Sordariaceae
Biological process (GO): neuron projection morphogenesis; spinal cord motor neuron cell fate specification; central nervous system development
Cellular component (GO): nucleus
Molecular function (GO): sequence-specific double-stranded DNA binding
Source: RefSeq, a predicted model, not a curated record
AUGUCUAGACACCACACAGGGCCGCUCUCAGUGGCCACACCCGGAGACGGCGUCAGUCACGGCAGACAACAACAGCAAACACAGCAGCAGCAACAACUAACAUCCCACUCACAACAUGUACCCGCACCCCAACAAACAAAAUGGCACUCCCCUCACCCUUCCUAUCAACACCAACACCAACACCCCCAUCUAGCCUCCUUCGUCAAACCCGAACACACCCCCAUGAACAGUCACAAUGAUGAUUACAGUCACAGUCACAGUGAAACAGCCUGGUCUGCCCGGAAAAGCGGCGGCAGCAUGGUGUCGGCAACAUCAGCCAGCUCGCGCUCUCCUUCACCGGGGACGCAUUCCGACCUGGGAUCCAUCAGUUAUGCUGCCUCCACCAGCAGCUUGGCCACUUCGCUGCAGCCGGGUACGGAGUGUAAUUUCCAGGAGGGCGAUAUGGAGCAGCGUGAGAGUGUGGGGAUGGGGAAUAAGUGGAAUGAUGAAACAUCAAGAUCCCCCAUCACGCCCGUCAGCCGCUUCACUGGUCGCCCCGCCAAAAAGGGCCGGUACGCACCUAACGGCACCGGCGGCGGCGGCGGCCCCGGGAGCGGAAGCAGCAGCAGCAGCAGCAGCGCUUCAGGAACGCGCUCGCCCUCCCGUCCAAGCUCUUUGCGAAACGCCAUGUUUGCUGUCGACCCCUCAGCUCCCCAUGGGCCUCACCCCCGCUCAGCAGAAGCAGAAGACAUGAUGUCCUGCGAAUCCGACGCCGAGAGCGGCGAAUCAGAAGACGACGACAUGGACAUCAUGGGUGGCUACCUUGACGAUAACUCGUCAGAAGAGGAAGAAGAAGAGGAAGACGACAACGACUGGUCCGGGCAAAACGGCAACUUGGAACGUGCGGUGAUUGAGGCGGUCAAUGGGGAUAUGCCGCUGGCUGCCUAUCUGAUUCCCAUUCUGCACAGGGAUUAUAGCUUGGCCGUGAAGAAUAAGGUUGAGAGUUGGCAAUUCGGGAACACAGGUUCGGGGACUAGCGGUGGUGGUGCCCAGAACCUUCGAGAGAGGGGCAACUCGGAUGCAUCGAGGGGUGAGAAAUCUUCUUAUACCAACUCACCACCCGGAGGCUCUGGGGCCAACGGCAAUGGAAACUCACGAAAGAGGAGACGGAGGUCCGACUCAGAUGGAGGAGGCAGGGAAGGUAGGGGAUUUGGUGGCGGUGCAGGAGGUGGUGGACGGGGUAGUGAUGAUUGGGGAGGAGGUGGAGGUAGAGGUGGUGAUGGUGGUGGUGAUGACGGCGAUGAAGACGAGAAGAACAUCGACACAGGAUCUGGUCCAGGCGUGGCUGGCAACGAAGAGUCCCAACCGAUGCUGGCGUGUCCGUUCCACAAACGGGACCCGGAAAAAUACGGGAUUCAGCAGACCAAUUCGGCGAAUGGGAAGAAGCACAAGUACAGGGCGUGUACGGGGCCGGGGUUCAAAAGCAUUCAGCGGUUAAAGGAACAUCUGAAACGGGUACAUUCACCCGUCCAAUGUAACCGCUGCUACAAGAUCUUUCCGGGGACAGAUCGAGCAACUUGCCUCGCCAACUUGUCAGAACACCAGAAAGAAAGCGACGCGUGCACGCUGGGGGAUCCGUCCCAGAAGGAAGGCAUCGAUGCAGUCCAAUGGGCAGCUCUCGAGCGACAAAACCGCAAGAAGAACCAGGAGGCGCAUAAGCUGGAGAAGUGGUUUGAGAUCUGGGACGUGCUUUUUCCCGGUUCCAACCGUCCUGAAACUCCUUGGCACGACAUCAAACCCCGAAUCACCCCCUUCUCCCCAUCCAAAGACGGUGACGCCUUCUCCAAGCUCUUCCUUGACAUUCUUGACCACAAGAUCCAGCAUCAAGACAUUGACUUUAACUCAAUGGGGACCGACAUCGUCCGCGAGCGCCUCAAAUACGUCGUACAGCAAACCUUCAAAGCCUAUGUCUCGCUCCACGGGCACCUCUCGACGGAAACCUCUUCCUCAGAACUCUCCAACGGUCCUUCCGGCGGCGGGCGCAAUCGUCUCUCGAUAGUAGGCGGCUCCUCCACUCACCUUUCGGCCCCCGCCACCGCCGCCUCGCAUCAAAUGAGCAACACCACCACCGGCACCGCGCCGACCUCGAUCGGAAUGGGUACCCGAAACAAUAACCCCCAAGCCGCGCAACAACAAAUGAACCCGUACGCGCAACAUGGGCUCCCAACUUCACCAUAUCACUCUCACUCCCACUCACACAGCCAUUACGGCCACCACUCACCCGCCACCCCUCACCAACCCCAAUUCAUGGCCCACUCCCCGCUCAACGCAGCAGCCAUGUCCGCCGCGGGUUACACCAUGGCAGCCGAAGACCCGUCCAUCGCGUCCGCUUCUGCUGUGGGCGUUAACGGUGGUGGCCCAGCCGCCAACUAUUUUUACACCAGCUACGCCAUGUUCCCGCCGCCGCCGCCGCACCCGGCGACGGGCACGCAUGCGCAUGCGGCUUGGGGAGCGCCGGGGCAGUUCGUGGCGGCGCACCACCCCGCGGCUGUGCAGCAGUUUGGGAUGCCGCAUCCUGCUCAGCAGCAGAUUGGCUCGGUAGGGCCGCAUGGGAGUGUCGGGCAGGUCGGGCAGGUGACGCCGGAUCAUAUGGACGUGGGGGCUUAUCAGUUUGAGGUUGAGGCCGGAGUUAGUGCUUUUGAUUAG